This is a messenger RNA of Mytilinidion resinicola, 3063 nucleotides long. RefSeq names its product transportin-2. Gene Ontology annotation, cellular component: cytoplasm; nucleus. Gene Ontology annotation, biological process: protein import into nucleus. Gene Ontology annotation, molecular function: nuclear import signal receptor activity; small GTPase binding. NCBI's taxonomy places the organism in Eukaryota, Fungi, Ascomycota, Dothideomycetes, Mytilinidiales, Mytilinidiaceae. The record is from RefSeq and is a predicted model, not a curated record. The transcript is spliced from 4 exons. Bases 174 to 3002 code for a protein of 942 amino acids.
CAACUUGUAGCACACCACGCCUGACAGAAAAGCGCUCCAGUAUCCCUCCAACUUCGCUUUCCCCCUCCGAUCCUGUACGGGUACUGCGCCUGCUCUCUAGAGAGUGCGCUCCGUGUCCAAACCUCCCCGCAAUACCGACUCUUCAAGCAUAUACUCUUCAUCUUUUGCCCAAUAUGGCUUGGCAACCGCAGGAGGAGCCCUUGAGGCAGCUUGCCCAGUGUCUCCGCGAUUCGUUGAGCGGCCACGACAAGAACGCCCAGAAAAAUGCAGAGCUUCUGCUGAAGUCGGCAAAAGCGUCGCCGGACAUCGACAACUACCUCGCCUACCUAUUCUCCAACAGCCAACCCCCGCCUAUACUGAACAUGGGAGCCGAGCACUAUCACGCGGCGCGGAGUGCGGCAGCCAUCAUGCUGAAGAAUGAUAUAAGAACCUCUUACAAGACGAUACCCGAAUCCACAAAAGCCUACAUACGGUCAAUUAUACUGGUUGGUCUCCAGGACCCCAGCUCGCAGAUCCGGAAUUAUGCAGGAAACGUCAUCACGGAAGUCGUACGACAAGGCGGUAUCAUGGGAUGGCCGCAGAUUCUCUCCGAGCUCAUCUCAUUGGUUAGCAACGAGGCUGGAAACGUCCCACCGCAAGCUCAAGAAGGGGCUAUGAGCGCAUUGCUCAAGAUAUGCGAGGAUAACAAGCAUCAGCUCAAGCGGGAAUAUCAGGGACAGCGACCCAUAAACUUCAUCUUCCCCAAGCUGUUGGAGUUCACUGCUAGCCCAACCGCAAAAGUCCGGGCGAACGCUCUUGCGAGUAUCAACCUCUUCAUCCCCGAAAAACCUGCGUCUGUCAUCUCGAACCUAGACACAUUAUUACAACAGCUGUUCGUCCUAGCCGCCGACACCAGUGACGACGUCCGCAAGCAUGUGUGUCGGUCUUUCAUUCAGAUUGCGGACAUUGCCCCCGAAAAGAUUGUGCCCCAUAUGGCCGGACUCGUCGACUACAUGGUUACUCAGCAACGGAGUGUUGACAAUGCUGAACUGGCCUUGGAUGCUGCCGAGUUUUGGCUUUGUCUUGGAGAAGACGAAAACCUCCGGAACUGUCUUGGACCCUAUCUACCUAAGAUUGUUCCUGUACUACUCGAAAGCAUGGUCUAUAACGAGGACGACAUUCUUAAGCUAGAAGGCGGAGACGACGACGCCGAUCUGGAAGACCGGGAAGAAGAUAUCAAGCCAGCCUUUGCCACGUCCAAAGGCGCUCGCUUAGUCGCUGCAUCGAACGGAGAGGCUACGUCAGUCAACGGAUCCAGCAAAACAGCCGGCUUCGAUGACGACGAGCUAAGUGAGGGAGAGCUUGAGGAAUAUGACGAUGAUGAUGACUUGGUCGAUCCAGAAGAACAAUGGAACCUUAGGAAGUGCUCCGCCGCGGCACUUGAUGUCCUGGCAUCUGUGUUCCACGGACCGGUCUUCGCAGUCACGCUUCCAUACCUCACCGACAAUCUCAAUCACGCAGAAUGGCCUAACCGUGAGGCUGCCGUGUUAGCUCUUGGAGCCAUCGCGGAUGGCUGCAUGGACGAGGUUGUUCCACAUCUGCCUGUUUUGACUCAUUAUCUCGUCACACUACUCCAGGAUACCGAACCGGUGGUUCGGCAGAUAACAUGCUGGUCGCUCGGACGAUACUCAGGAUGGGCAUCCCACCUAGACGAAGCAGGCAAGAGAGCCCAUUUCGAACCCAUGAUGGACGGAAUUCUAAAGCGAAUGCUGGACGGCAACAAGCGUGUUCAGGAGGCAGCUGCGUCGGCCUUUGCUAACCUCGAGGAGAAGGCGAAUGUCGAACUGAAAGAAUACUGUGCAGUGAUAGUCCGGCAGUUUGUCGACUGCUUCGCGAGGUACAAGGACCGUAACAUGUUCAUCUUGUACGACUGCGUUCAGACUCUGGCUGAGCAUGUUGGGCCGGCCCUGGCAAAACCGGAGCUUGUCAGCAUCCUAAUGCCAGCCCUCAUCCAGCGCUGGAACAAAGUAUCCAACCAGUCAAGGGAGAUGUUUCCAUUACUGGAAUGCCUCUCAUACGUUGCGACUGCUCUUGGCGAUUCUUUCGCGCCCUUUGCAAGCCCAAUAUUCACUAGGUGUAUAAACAUCAUCGCGACAAAUCUCGAAGAAAACUACAUGGCGAGCACGAAUCCAUCCAUGGAUCAGCCAGAGAAAGACUUCUUGGUGACGAGUCUGGACCUCCUCAGCGCGAUCAUCCAAGCCUUGGACGAGCGGAAAAGCACUGAGUUGGUCACAGCAUCACAGCCGAACUUCUUCGAACUGUUAACUUGGUGUAUGAAGGACACGAACAAUGAUGUUCGACAGUCGGCAUAUGCGCUGCUGGGCGAUUGUGCUAUAUACGUUUUCCCUCAGCUCCAGCCAUUUCUUCCGACUAUCUUGGAGGUUCUCCUCGAACAGCUUGAUAUCACACAAGCUCUGGUGACGGGCGACGACACGAGUUACUCUGUGAUCAACAACGCAUGCUGGUCUGUAGGCGAGAUCUCGAUGCGGCAACGGGAGGGUAUGGCGCCGUAUGUCGACCGGCUACUCCAAAAGCUCGCCACGAUUCUUUUCAACGAUAAGGUGCCGGAAUCACUCAACGAGAACGCAGCAAUUGCCCUCGGGAGGCUUGGUAUCGGCAGCUCAGAAGCGCUGGCACCGCAUCUCGGGACAUUUGCGCCACCGUUCAUCCAGGCGAUACGAAAAGUAUUGUGGACAGAUGAAAAGGGGCAUGCGCUGGAGGGAUUUAACAAGAUGAUCCUCUGCAACCCAGCCGCCAUGGAACAGUGUCUCCUAGACUUUUUCCUCGAGAUGGCGAGCGCGACACCGAGUUUCAUUGCUGGACCGUCAGCGGGUCAGGGGCUCCGCGAAGUAUUCAAAGAGGUGCUGGUCCGCUACAAGGCAAUGAUACCAGCAUUCGACGAAUUCCUCCACAACCUGCCGGCUGAUAAGGAGCACAACCUACGAUCGUGGUCCAACUUGUGAAUAAUCCCCUUACUCGGGCUUGGUGCAUUCGGCGUACUGUUUCCUGGGAGCGGCAUGAUGC